Mustela lutreola (European mink) is the source of this 3004-nucleotide messenger RNA. It is a transcript of the gene YDJC, whose product is annotated as YdjC chitooligosaccharide deacetylase homolog. The record is from RefSeq and is a predicted model, not a curated record. Gene Ontology annotation, molecular function: deacetylase activity. Gene Ontology annotation, biological process: carbohydrate metabolic process. Lineage: Eukaryota; Metazoa; Chordata; Mammalia; Carnivora; Mustelidae. The transcript is spliced from 5 exons. Bases 71 to 1048 code for a protein of 325 amino acids.
CUCGGACAGAGUUUAGGGGCGGGGCCUGCAUCCAGUGCUCUGGAGUCCUGAACAGUCCGCGGAAGUACCAAUGGCCGGACCGCGCGUGCGGCUGGUAAUCACCGCAGAUGACUUUGGUUACUGCCCGCGGCGCGAUGAGGGCAUCGUAGAGGCCUUUCUGGCAGGGGCUGUGACCAGCGUGUCCCUGUUGGUCAACGGGGUAGCCGCAGAGAGCGCGGCGGAGCUAGCUGGCAGGUAUCAAAUCCCCACGGGCCUCCACGCAAACCUGUCCGAGGGCCGCCCCGUGGGCCCGGCCCGCCACGGCGCCUCGUCGCUGCUCAGCCCCGAAGGCUUCUUCCUCGGCAAGAUGGAAUUUCGCGAGGCAGUGGCGGCCGGAGACAUAGCCUUGCCCCAGGUGCGGGAAGAGCUGGAGGCCCAGCUGAUACGCUUCCGGGAAUUACUGGGCGGGGAACCCACUCACGUGGACGGGCACCAGCACGUACACGUGCUCCCAGGCGUGUGCCAGGUGUUCGCAGAGACGCUGCAGGCCAACGGGGUGCGCUUCACACGGUUGCCGGUGGAGCGCGGGGUGGGCGGCUGCGCGUGGCUCGAGGCCCCCGCACAUGCCUUCGCUUGUGCGGUGGAGCGCGACGCCCGGGCCGCCGUGGGCCCCUUCUCUCGCUACGGCCUACGGUGGACGGAUGCCUUCGUGGGCCUGAGCACCUGUGGUCGGCACAUGUCUGCUCACCGCGUAUCAGGAGCACUAGCACGGGCCCUGGAAGGCAUACCCACAGGCCACGCCCUGACAGCUGAGCUGAUGGCACACCCCGGCUACCCUAGUGUGCCCCCAGCUGGGGGCUGCGGUGAGGGCCCGGAUGCCUUUUCCUGCUCUUGGGAGCGGCUGCACGAACUGCGUGUCCUCACCGCACCCACGCUUCGGGCCCGACUUGCACAGGACGGAGUGCAGCUCUGCACACUCCAUGACCUAGACUCCAAGAGGCCUGGGGAAGGGGUCCUUGGAGAAGCCACUCUGGAAGCAUUCCUGGAGCCCUCCCCACCAUGCCCCUGACAGCCAGCCAAGCACAAAUGUCCUUUAGUGCACAGACAGGGGGCUGGUGUCAAGCCCUGGGACAGCGUGAAACCAGGCCGAUAGCAGGGGUCCAGUAACAUACUUCCCUGGGCAGGCCCCUGUCAUCUCUGUGUCCAGGUCCUCAUGGCUCAAAAUGGUGGCCAGAGUUUUGGCAACCCAUCUUGGCUGCCGGCAGAUAGGUCCUAUGACAUCUGAGCCUGGGGCCUGCCAAAGCACCCUCCUUGUUCAGAUAUAGUAGAGAGAGAUCACUGUAUUAAUAAAUGUAUGUCUUGUAAACUUGGGUGUUUUUUUUAAAAUUUCAAUUUUUUAAUUUUUUAAAAAAAAAUUUUAAUAAGGUUUUAUUUGUUUGAGAGAGAGAAAGAAAGAAUGAGUAUGGGAUGGGGAGGAGCAGAAAGAGAGAAGUGGACUCUCCACUAAGCAAGGAGCCCAAUGUGGGGCUUGAUCCCAGGACCUGGAGAUCAUGACCUGAACCAAAGGCAGUCAUUCAACCUACUGAGCCACCUAGGGACCCCAAAUCUGGGUGGUUUCUUAAACUGUGCCCUGUGAACUGUGAAAAUGUUCACAUGUGACACAUGACAGGGCAAAAGCAACUCCUUUGGGGCACAAACCUGGUCAUUAUAACAGAAUAGAUAAUACAGAACAUACUCCAAGUUCUAGUUUUGUCCAUGCUUAAUUUUAUUAUUUUGGGGGGAUGGAGGAUGGGAGAACAAUGUCUCACCAGGCUACUUUUUGGAAGGUAAUAUUAUCAUCUCAAGUUUUAUUUAAAAAGUCACCUGUUUUGUUGUUUUGCGGGGCUUGAACUCACGACCCUGAGAUUGAGACCUCAGCUGAGAUCAAGAGUCAGAAGCUUAGCGGACUGAGCCACCCAGGCACCCCAAAAGUCACAUGUUCUAAGCAGACAUCCCUUUGCCAUCCUAGGGGCAGAUCUAAGGAAGUCCUGCAAGCCUAUUCAAAUUUUUCCAGGAGGAACAGUCUUCUGCAGAAAUGGGAUCCAGGACUCCUCACCAGACCUGGUGAUGUGUGUGUGCCCUGUCACUGCGGCUCAUGCAUCUUGGAUCAAGGAGAUGCAGGGAGUUCUUGGGAGCACAGAGCCCUGCCCCGCUCUGGCGUGUGGAAAGGCAGAUUGAACAAUGAUCUAGUAUCUCCAUCUUAACAGACCGAGAAGUAGAAAUGGCAGAGCAGGGCUUUAAAGCUACCUGUUCAUUUAUUCACCAUGCACCGUGUCAGGCAAGGGGUCAGGCGACCAGAGAGCUCUCUCAGCCUAGGCAGCCCCGAGGGAUAUACAGCUUUCUGAAGGUGUUAAGGGUGGGAUCUUGCUUCUCUUUCCUGCUGACCCCAUCCUACACCUCUAUCCCCUUUACUGUGACUUCGGCCCACUCUUUUGUGGCUCCAUCUUUCACACCAACCUUCCCUUGACCAUGGUUCUUUCAGCAUCAGGCUCUUUCCUCCUACCUUUCCUUCAUGGCUGUAAACUGGAAUCACUUAGUUCCUCCUAGUGCCAUGCCCUCACCUCCUUGCCUCAGCCCAUUAGGGUCUGGCCACACUCCUGCAGGCUGCUGACUGGAGCGGGUAGAGGGGUGGUGGGAAGGCAGCCUGUUGGCACAGAGGCACCUCCUUUGGGGAGAAGGUGGGGUUCUGCUAUUUUGCGAGGAGGCAGCUGACUGUGUGGCUCCGAGGAUCAGGAGAGAGGUGUGGGGAGACAGGAGAGAACUGGGAUCUGCACAGAAGCAAGAUGAAGCUGUGGGGGCACCUGGGUGGCUCAGUAGGUUAAAGCCUCUGCCUUUGGCACAGGUCAUGAUCCUGGGAUCGAGCCCCACAUCGGGCUCUCUGCUCAGUGGAGAGCCUGCUUCCUCCUCUCUCUCUGCCUGCCUCUCUGCCUACUUGUGAUCUCUGUCUGUUAAAUAAAUAAAUAAAUAAAUAAAUAAAUAAAUAAAA